GCCGGGAGCAAUCAUGUCUUCCGCAUCCGCCACCGCCCAAGGCUUCACCCUGCCUCUCGACACCGACAACCACCACGACUUCGCCUUCGACCUUGAACCCCGCAAUUCACCGGCAGCCCAACAGCGCCAAGUCAAGCAGCAGCAGCAGCAUCAGCAUCAGCAGCAGCAGCGCUCGUCUAUCGACUCCAACCUGCUGUCGCCCUUCCUGUCGCGCGUCAAUAGCGACUCCCUCUCACCCGCCAAUCCCUCGGAAACGCCUGCCGGAUCCACCUCGACGCUGAGCAUAUACCAGUCUAGCGACUUCAGUGACUUCGACGACGACCCCUUCUUCGGUGCCAACUUCACCAAUCCCGAGGUCGGCACACCAUCAUUCCUGGACGACCAGAGCGUAUGGGACCUCUCACUAAACAAUACCCCACCAGUUGAGCCCCAGCAAGAGCACAAUGCCAACGACGACUCCUAUCCUCUGACGCCGGACCAAACAGCCUCUGUCCACACGUUGUCGCCGGGAAGUGAAGAGAGGACAACCCUCACGCCGCCCGACCAGCAUCAGCUUCCCAGCUCCGUCUCGCCGCAGCAGCUCCAAAAGGCCUUCAAGCCGAAUCCCCUUGUCAUCCCGCCACCUCAGUUGACCCCCAGCCAGACCGACAGUGGACGAUCCAGCGAGGACGGCUUGGCGCCUGCUCCUGUCGAUAUGCGGUGUCAAAGUCCCCGAGUCACCAUCUCCGUAUGGGACAAGGACAAUAACGGACCCAUACACACCGUUGAGCGGACUUUUGAAGACAGUCCCUCGACGGUACGGGGCGGCCUCGAGUCCGCGGGAGACUUGAUCACAUUGUCCGCGAACCAGGGACACGGCCAGGCGGCUACUGCAGCCACUGCUUCAAGGGAUUCCAUAGGCCAAUGGCGACGUGACCCUGUCACCGGCCAUUCCGGCCUAGAUCCCAAGAGGCGGCCUGGCGAGGAAAUUGCAAGCAUCAAUGAGAUUAUCAGCCGCCGAGAGAUUGAGGAGAAGAACCAGGAAGUCGGCAAGUGGCUCACCGGCAAUGCGCAUGACACCGUUACUCCCGAGAGGCCGUCCCAGGAGGACAUUAAUGCUGCAGAAGAGCAAAAUCGCAAUAGCAACGAUGGCAUCCCCCUUGGCGACCAGACCGAGAACAAGUACAUCCCCGGCCAGACGUACUAUGCCCCAAAUGGUGCCGGCCAGUUGUCGGACGAGGAUUAUGACAUUAUCUAUGCCAACCGCGGCUGGGCUGACGCUCCCAUGCUUCACUCUAUCAGAAAUGGCGGCCAAAGCCGCCAUCAGCCCCAGAGCUCGCAGGCCGCCAUCGAGCGGUUCGAGAGAAUGUGUCGUGACAACGACUCUAUCAUCUCCCGAGCUGCAACAUGGGGCACUCGCCGCCGCAGCUUGCCCAGCGUUGUCGACCUUGAUAUUGAGGGUGUCACCAGCGGCAACUUCUUGAAGAAGCUGUCCAUUAGUCGAGGCGGCGAUAAGAGCAGCAGGUCCAGCAGUCUCUUUAAAGACAUUCGCGGCCUUGUCCGCCGCCCCAGCGGCUCUCACAUGCGCAAGCGCUCUCGCAGCGGACAGCGAGAAGGCGAGGCUGCGGGUGACCAGGCGGAGCCCACUUCAACUCACAAUAAGCGUGAUAGCAUGCCGCACCUUUCUCCCCUAUCGCGCACGUCCAGCUGGGGCAAGAAAAACCAGGCCCCGAGCAUCAACACCGCCUUGGUGUCCAUGGGCCAGAAUAUUGCCUCCAUCGGCACGACGCACUCGCGCGCUGGAUCCAUCAGCACCAUUCCUGCGCCCUCGACCUCCAAGGGUCCCCGUCUCAAUAUCAGGAACUCUCUCAGAAGGCCGCGAAGCAAGUCGGACCUACCCAAGCCAACAGCUUCCUCCUCUUCCACCACCAACAGUAACACCGACGGUACUCGCUCCAGUCUCGCCCACUUGUGGCAGAGUGUUGGUGGUCCGCCAGUAGCUGCUCUGCCCGUCGAACCAGACGAGGAUGAGGACGAAGAUGACGAUUUUUACGAAGAUAACGACAUGAAGAUGAACCCCAAUAUUAUUGACGACAUUACGCCGAACUUUGCUGGCUUUCAGCAACACAUCCAGACCCUGAACCCAGGACUCUCACCGGCCAAUAGCUACCUCGUAGAUCGCAUUGCGCACCAGCAAAUUGUUCGAUACAAGCAGCUACUAAACAACAAGGUCAAGCACCUCGGUCUCGGCGCCAAUUGCCCCUGCGGUCCCCUCUGCUUGGCGCUUGGGGGCUCAGCGAAUGUGCUGAGCGCAAGGGCAGGAGAUGGUAAUGGCGGCAGCAAGGGGCUGGACGCCUUGUCGGCUCCCUAUGACGAGGACGACGAUGUCACGCCGACCGAGGGCGCCAUCAAUCAGGAAAGCUUCCCGACCGACAUCCCCAUGCCGCCGACUCAGCACCUGCCGGCUGAGUUCGAAUGCCAGCUAUGCUACCAGAAGAAGAAGUUCCUCAAGCCGUCCGACUGGACGAAGCACGUGCACGAGGACGUGCAGCCCUUUACGUGCACCUGGGACAAGUGCCGGGAUCCCAAGAUCUUCAAGCGCAAGGCCGACUGGGUGCGCCACGAAAACGAGGGCCACCGACACUUGGAGUGGUGGAUGUGCGAUGUCGAAGAUUGCCGGCAUACGUGCUACCGCCGCGACAAUUUCCUGCAGCACCUCGUCCGCGAGCACAAGUUCCAGGAGCCCAAGGUGAAAACCAAGGCGGCCAUGAAGAAGGCCGGCACGGUCGAUCCCACCUGGCACAAGGUUGAGCAGUGCCAUGUGGAAACGAGCAAGCAGCCGCACGAGGAGCCGUGCAGGUUCUGCGGCAAAGUCUUCCCGACGUGGAAGAAGUUGACUGUUCAUCUGGCCAAGCAUAUGGAGCAAAUCUCGCUUCCCGUGCUGCGCUUGGUAGCGGCCAAGGCAAAAGAACUGGCGGCGGAUACCAUCAUCAGCCCGGUCCAGGAUCCGCCCCCACGGCACGAGAUACCGCUCAUGCCAGAGCAGAGGUCGCCUGCCCCCAUGCGGUAUGUGGACAAUGGCCAGCAGCAGCAGCAGCAGCAGCAGCCGCUCCAGCAACACCAGCAGCUUUCCUCCGUACCGUCCAUGGCUCCCCAACAGCAGCCGCACCAGCAACCAGUGUCGUAUGCGCAGGCCCAGGGCACCUUCAUGUAUCCCGUGAUGCCCCCAGGACCGUCCUUCACGCCGUUCUAUUCUCCCCAAUUCGAGAGCAUCGGUCACAGCCUGCAUCAACCCCCGUCGAUGGCCGCUAGCCCGCUAGGCUACGACCCCGGCCGGCGGGUUCAGGACAUGCCAGUCACUUCGGCUCCGUAUGUGCAGGGGUCGAAUCCGUAUGCCAACAUGACAAUGGCAAAUGAGGUGGAGCCACCAUUCCCACCCCUGAAUGCGCUGGGCCUGCAGAACGUGCCCGUACAGGUUGCCGGCGUCCCCCCUAUGGGCGCGCAGAUGGCGUACGACAACAUGAUGGACCCGUCAAGCGUCAACGGCAGCCCAUUCAGCGGACACGAAACGCUGUCGACCUAUUCUCACUCUCCUCACCAGGGCGCGAUUCAUCUAGAUACCAAGAGCUGGGAUGAUAGACAGGUGUCUGGAUUUUUCUGA
Trichoderma reesei QM6a is the source of this 3640-nucleotide messenger RNA. RefSeq lists its product as uncharacterized. The record is from RefSeq and is a predicted model, not a curated record. The transcript has a single exon. Lineage: Eukaryota; Fungi; Ascomycota; Sordariomycetes; Hypocreales; Hypocreaceae. The coding region runs from base 14 to 3640 and encodes 1208 amino acids.